UGGCCGGGAUUCUCUGGUCCGAUCGGCACAAUGGACAACGAACAAUGACUGUUAAGCGGAAUUCGGUGGGCAGGUAGCGAUCACCGGCGGCGUCUAAGGUGCCACGUACCUGUUGGCACGACCAGAUUAUGGCCUUUUGGGCCAUAAAACAGGUACCGGCCGUCCGUCCGAGUGGGUGACAUUCCUGGAAAAACCGUGGAAAACACGCUGGAGCUCAAUGAAUAAGUGUAUAUCAAUUGCCAGCCUGGGCAGGGAAUACUUCAGUUGACGAGCUUCCGUCCAGACGAACAGAUCGACAUGCAGAUGCACAUGGAACUCUCCUAUGGCCGCGGCUACGAUCCAAUCGGGAGGCAACCACCGUCUCUUCCUCCUCCGUCGCAAAAGCACUGGUCCAGCAAUGGGCUCUCCGACGACUCUGCUUCCUGCUUUCGCCGGGGAUCCUACAUUGAACUGGCCAGCGGGACCAUGCGCCGCGUGGAGGACAUACGCACCGAGGACUUCAUCCAGUCGGCGCUGCGCAGUCAACUAUUUGAGCUACGAGAGGCGACAGUAGUGAGGAUAGACCGGAGUGGAUGCCCCAGCCUGGUGACCCUCACCUUCAGCUACGACACACACCACGCCAAGAUGGACUUGCAGGUGAAGCCGGGUCAUCCGAUGUUUGUUUACGGACAAGGUUGGGCCUCCUGCGAUCCACAGUUGUCGCUGCAGCUGUACGAGCUCAAGUGCCAGCAGCUGCAGGUGGGCGACAUCUGUUUGUCGCUGGUGCCACGCGAGCAGCCCGCCGCACCAUGUCCGCCUCCGCCGGCCCCGCCACCACCGUGUCCGCCUCCUACUCUGCCCACGUCCAUGGAAAUGCCAGUGCCUAUGGGUUCUCCGCCUACCGGAAGCUAUGGAUUUCCGCCGUUUAAACAUCCGUACGAGAUGUACGCCCAAAUGGCCAGUUUUGUGGCCGUCUACACCCAGCACAUGAUGGGAAAGCUAAACUAUUAGGCUACAAAUUUGAUGAUUCAGCUGACGUUUCAGGAAUAUAUUGAACGCUAUUCCUUGAGUACGCCACGCAUAUAAAAAUGUAAUCUAUGUACAAAAAUCACACUGCAUUUUGCUUAAUUUUCUGGAAUAAAGUUUAAAUUAGCUGUAAUUUCAA
Drosophila mauritiana is the source of this 1144-nucleotide messenger RNA. RefSeq names its product ataxin-1-like (gene Atx-1). The record is from RefSeq and is a predicted model, not a curated record. The transcript has 3 exons. The coding region runs from base 298 to 990 and encodes 230 amino acids. Gene Ontology annotation, biological process: regulation of DNA-templated transcription. Gene Ontology annotation, molecular function: protein binding; RNA binding. Lineage: Eukaryota; Metazoa; Arthropoda; Insecta; Diptera; Drosophilidae.